Enhydra lutris kenyoni (northern sea otter) is the source of this 1251-nucleotide messenger RNA. RefSeq lists its product as uncharacterized. Gene Ontology annotation, biological process: toll-like receptor signaling pathway; immune response; inflammatory response. NCBI's taxonomy places the organism in Eukaryota, Metazoa, Chordata, Mammalia, Carnivora, Mustelidae. The record is from RefSeq and is a predicted model, not a curated record. The coding region runs from base 1 to 1251 and encodes 416 amino acids. Gene Ontology annotation, molecular function: transmembrane signaling receptor activity. Gene Ontology annotation, cellular component: membrane. The transcript has a single exon.
AUGGAUUUCCCGGCGGCGUCCAUGGAUCCCGGCCCUGGGGACGAGGGCGCGGCGCUGGCCAUCUCCCCUCUGCGGCCGGGCGAGAUGUUCCACCUGUUUGUGAGUUACAGCAGCAUGGAUGCUGUGUGGACGCGCGGGCUCAUCGGCCGGCUGGAGGCCGACCUCCCGGGGCUGCGGGUCUGCCUGCACGAGCGGGACUUCACCCCGGGCCGGAACGUCCUGGAGAACAUGGCCGAGUGUAUCCAGCAGAGCCAGAAAGUGCUGCUGGUGCUGAGCCAGGACUUCGUGCAGAGCCGCUGGUGCCUCCUGGAGGCCGAGCUGUCUCUCUUCGGCUACUGCCUGGAGCGGAAGCCGGUCAUCCCAGUCCUGCUGCGGCCCUGCCGGGUCCCGCUGCACCUCAGCCACCUGACCUACCUGGAGGCCACGGACAGCCGCUUCUACCGCAAGCUGGGAGAGCUGCUGUGCCGCGCCAGCCCCCGCCUGGAGCGCGCCCUGCCCGCCCGGCGCCCGGCGCCCGCCCUCUACAGCGGGAAGACCCUGCUGAGCCUGAGCUGCAUCAACAGGGACAGCCUGCCCUCGUGGAAGGUGGGGUCCUUCAGCACCCUGGUCAUCCCCGACCCCCUGCAGGAGGUGCUGGAGGACCCCGAGGUCUACAGGCACGCCCUGGGCAUCCUGAACGGCGUGCGGUCCCCCAGGUCCUGCCUCCGCUACAUGGGCUGCAGGGUCCCGCUGGGCAUCUUCCUGAUCGUCCUCUCCUUGGCGGCGUUCACCCUCCCCCUGAUUCUGGGGCUGCAGAGAAGCCCGCCGGCCGAGCGCUUCUACCUCAUAUCUGCCACGGGCUUUUUCUGCCCGCUGCUCGUCGUCCUGGGCGUGAACGCCCUGUGCUGGUUCCGGAGGUUCUCUCGGGAGAAGAUGCGGGAGCUGGCGCUCCGGGUGGGUGAGGCCAACGUGCUGCUGGCGCCCCACUCGCUGCUGAUGGGCUGUGACACCAUGAACAAGCUCUACUUCGUGUACGUGCUGCUGGAGGACUGCCGCCAGGUCUUCCUGCAGGCCCCCGACGGCGAGGCCCUGUUCCGAGAGGCCCUGCUGCGCUUCUCGUCCAGCUACACUUGCUGCGUGGCCCACGCGCACUUCCCCGCCUGGGAGGAUGCCCAGGGGGCUCCAGGCCACCUGGAGCUGGGCCUGUGCUUCUGCCAGUUCGUGUCUCUGCAGCUGAAGACACCCCAGGGUCUUGGGGUUAACCCUGUGUGA